GCCCGCCCAUCGACCCCUCAUCCUUCCCUCCAGCUCUCUCCGCUCCUCGUUGUCGUCCCUGAAUCCUCCCUUGCGUGCUCCAUCCUUGGGAAAAACAUCCAGCGACAAUGGCAGCCUCAGCUCUCCUCAGAAGCAGAGUCCGGAGACCCUCUUACCUUAACAAGCUUGCUAAGGCAGAGGACCUCAUUGACCUCUUCCCGCACAACUCGUACAUUGGCUGGUCCGGUUUCACCGGCGUUGGUUACCCCAAGAAGGUCCCUACCGCGCUCGCCGAGCACGUCGAGAAGAACGGCUUGCAGGGCAAGCUCAAGUACAACCUCUUCGUCGGCGCGUCUAGCGGUGCCGAGACGGAGAACAGAUGGGCGCGCAACAACAUGAUUGAGCGGCGGUCGCCGCAUCAAGUCGGAAAGGAGAUUGCCAAGGGCAUCAACAGCGGCAACAUCAACUUCUUCGACAAGCACUUGUCCAUGUUCCCGGUUGAUCUGAUGUACGGCUUCUACACCCUGAACAAGCCGCACAACAAGCUUGAUGUCACCAUUGUCGAGGCCUCGGCUAUUACUGAGGAGGGUGGCAUCAUUCCCGGUGCCAGUGUUGGUGCCAGUCCGGAACUAAUCCAAAUGGCAGACAAGAUUGUCAUCGAAGUCAACACGGCUGCGCCGAACUUCGAGGGUCUUCACGAUAUCACCAUGACCGACCUUCCUCCCCGUCGCAAGCCCUACCUGAUUAUGUCUCCUGAAGACCGCAUUGGCACCCCUUACAUCCCGGUUGACCCGGAGAAGGUCGUUGCUAUUGUCGAGUCCGACUACCCCGACCAGACCCAGCCCAACUCGCCCGAGGACGAGUCUUCGCGCAAGAUUGCGGCGAACCUGAUCGAGUUCCUGAAGCACGAGGUUGACCGCGGCCGUCUUCCCGAGAACCUUCUGCCCAUCCAGUCCGGUAUUGGCAACAUCGCCAACGCCGUCGUUGGUGGUCUUUCUUCCGGUGGUGCCAACUUCAAGAACCUCAAGGUCUGGACUGAAGUGCUCCAGGACUCCUUCCUUGACCUCUUCGACAGCGGCAACUUGGACUUUGCUACCGCCACCUCGAUCCGUUUCUCCCCUGACGGUUUCAAGCGCUUCUACGACGGCUGGCAAAACUAUGCCCCCAAGCUGCUGCUCCGUUCUCAGCAGGUCUCGAACUCUCCCGAGAUCAUCCGUCGUCUCGGUGUCAUUGGCAUGAACACUCCUGUUGAGGUCGACAUCUACGCCCACGCCAACUCUACUUGCGUCAUGGGUAGCCGUAUGCUGAACGGCCUUGGUGGCUCCGCCGACUUCCUGCGCAGCUCCAAGUACUCGAUCAUGCACACUCCCUCGACUCGUCCCAGCAAGACCGACCCCACUGGUGUCAGCUGCAUCGUCCCCAUGUGCACUCACGUCGACCAGACUGAGCACGACCUGGACGUUGUUGUUACUGAGCAGGGUCUUGCUGACGUCCGUGGUCUGUCUCCUCGCGAGCGUGCCCGUGUCAUCAUUGACAAGUGCUCGCACCCCGACUACAAGCCCAUCCUGCAGGACUACUUCGACCGCGCCGAGUACGAGUGCCUGAAGAAGGGCAUGGGUCACGAGCCGCACAUGCUCUUCAAGAGCUUCAACAUGCACAAGAACCUGCAGGAGAACGGCACGAUGAAGAUCAAGUCAUGGGAUGACUAAACGUCACGGCGUUGUUAGUGAAGAUUUGAGACGAUGAAAAUACCAGAAAGAUGUCGACGAGAUAUCAUCAUUGUUAGGAGUACAGGGGUGGAACUCGAUUUAAUGCUAUGUAUGGAACAUAGGGUUAUUCUGGUGGUCAUGGCGCGCGGGGGGAUAAUGCGUCCGCUGUUUGGUGGGCUUUUUAAGAAGCGAAUUUAAAUACCACUUGAAAGAGGGGUUGGCGCCUUGGAUGGUUGGAAGAUACUAUCUUUGAUUGCGACGCCUCUAUUUGUAUUAAUUCAAUGCGAAGAAAUACAUACCUCAAAUACCUC
Messenger RNA from Aplosporella prunicola CBS 121167, 1999 nucleotides. RefSeq lists its product as uncharacterized. Gene Ontology annotation, biological process: acetate metabolic process. The record is from RefSeq and is a predicted model, not a curated record. The coding region runs from base 108 to 1688 and encodes 526 amino acids. The transcript has 5 exons. Gene Ontology annotation, cellular component: mitochondrion. Gene Ontology annotation, molecular function: acetate CoA-transferase activity; acetyl-CoA hydrolase activity. NCBI's taxonomy places the organism in Eukaryota, Fungi, Ascomycota, Dothideomycetes, Botryosphaeriales, Aplosporellaceae.